Drosophila innubila is the source of this 1541-nucleotide messenger RNA. RefSeq lists its product as uncharacterized. Lineage: Eukaryota; Metazoa; Arthropoda; Insecta; Diptera; Drosophilidae. The record is from RefSeq and is a predicted model, not a curated record. The transcript has 2 exons. Bases 149 to 1417 code for a protein of 422 amino acids.
CCGAGAGGUUGUACUGCUGACCUCUCUGCUGUAUCUAUAUAGCCACAGUUAAUAUACAUAAUAAUAAAGUACAUAUUAUACUCGAUCGAUCGCAACUAUAAAAGCGGGAUCAUAGCUCUGAAUACAGACAGUCACCCCAUUGAUCAAUAUGGAUACGGGUCGCAUACUUAUAAUGUUCGGGCUAAUUGCCGUCGCCGGGUGCUUGGUCAGCGCACAAGAAGCUGUGACCGAAAAUCCCGGAACUUAUGUGGACCGCACCAACGGUGUGGCAACAUCGAUACCCGGGACAAGGGACCCGAAGGAUGCAGGACCACACAAAACAAAGGUCAUCGUCAAUGGCCAAAUUGUAACCAGUUACCAAUUUCCAGCUGCUUAUGGCAGUAUAUUGCUAUUCAAUAACGGCGGAGAAGGAAGUUCCCAGUUGUUCGGCGAUUAUGAAACCUCUGUCGUCAACGGCGGUCUUCAGCUGCAAACUAGGGGCAAGAAGUACAAUUUCCCAGCAAAAGAAACCAGUGUGAAGAGUCAGGAGAAGGUCGACAUCGAUGGCAAAGAGGCUACACUGGAAUAUGAUAAUGGCAACAUCGUCAUCGAGCUGACUGAUGGCACCUUAUUUGCCAAAACUGAGGGAGGUCUUUUCAGUGGCAAUCGCCAGUCCUAUGUGAACCGUGCACAGAUCAAGGAGGCCGCUCUCAGGGAAGCAUCCCUGGGACAUAAUCAAGUGCGCCCUCAUGCCGUUCCCAACUAUGUGUAUAACCAAAGAGGCAAUACUUUCCUGCAAAAUGAAGCUGGGAGCAUCUACACCCGUCCCGAUGGCAAAACAGUGUUGGUUGGAGCCAAUGGUCAGACGAUUGUAACUGAUAGGGAUUCGAGCAGCGAUGAGGAUAAGGAUGAUAAUGAUGAUCAUUUUCAUUCGGGAUCAAAUAUUAUCAUCAAUGGCCAAUCUAUAGGCGGUGGAUCAUUUUCAACUGGUCAAGGCGGCGUAAUGCUAUUCAAUGACGGCGGUGAAGGGAGCACCCAGUUCUUUGGCAAUUACCAAAUCAAUAUCGUCAAUGGUGGCAUCCAGUUGAGAUCUGGCGGCAAGGUGUACAAUUUCCCGGCAAAGGAUCCCAGUGUGAAGAGUCAGGAGAAGAUCGAUAUUAACGGUAAUGAGGCUACACUGGAAUAUGAUAAUGGCAACAUCGUCAUCGAGCUGGCUGAUGGAACUGUAUUUGCCAAAACUGAGGAUGGUCUUUUCAGUGGCAAUCGUCAAUCGUAUGAGAACCGUGCACAGAUCAAGGAGAACGCUCUUAGAGAAGCAGCUCUGACGCAACAACGUGUGCAACAAGAGGUUGCAAAUAUACAGAGUCGUAUUCAGGCUGAAAUGAGAGAGCUUGAUGCAAAUCUACAGCGUACUCUGGGCAAUAUUGGUUUCUACUAGUAUUUUGCAUACCUGUAAUAUGUGAGUAGCUAUGCAUAAAUGUACUACUUACCUACAUAUACUUAUAUUUUUAUUAACGAACAAGCACGAAUAAAGCUUAUCAUUACGUUGAUUUAUUCAAUGA